Messenger RNA from Mytilinidion resinicola, 1086 nucleotides. RefSeq lists its product as uncharacterized. Lineage: Eukaryota; Fungi; Ascomycota; Dothideomycetes; Mytilinidiales; Mytilinidiaceae. The transcript has 2 exons. Gene Ontology annotation, cellular component: core mediator complex; mediator complex. Gene Ontology annotation, biological process: regulation of transcription by RNA polymerase II. Bases 105 to 860 code for a protein of 251 amino acids. The record is from RefSeq and is a predicted model, not a curated record. Gene Ontology annotation, molecular function: RNA polymerase II cis-regulatory region sequence-specific DNA binding; transcription coregulator activity.
CCUUCGUCGACCUCUUCAUAAAAGACCAGCUCAAGGCCUAGGCUUAAACCCACCGAAAUACUUACCAAGGAGCUUUUCCACAAUCUGGCUCUCUGCUAUCCACCAUGCAGUCCGCAUCCUCGAUGACGACUGAUGACUUGAAAGCCCUGGAUCAAGCCCGUAAUCGCAUGGUUGCGAUUGUCAAAUCACUGGAAGGGAUUGAGGGGGAUCUAAUGCGCCACGAACCACUUCCUAACUGGCCCUCUCUUCAAAAGUCAUCUGCACUCCUCCUCAGAAACAUCACCUCUCUGCUCAACUCGACCACAACAAACAACGAAGCUCUGCAGAGGAUGCACUCUUCCCCACUCGCCACCUUCCCCGGACAGUCCCAAAGUAAUCUGCUCCACCAGCUUCUGCGAAAGAAGCUCGAACCCAACGUGGAAGAUUGGAUUAGCGAAGGCCUUGGUUACGCUAGCAAGUUCUGCGAGAUGGGUGAGUUUGGAGACGGAAGUGCUGCCGGCCAGACGGAGGACGGGCUAGAUGAGUACUCCGUUUCGGAGCUUUGGGAGUGGGCCGGGCCAGCAGAAAACGACAUCGCACGGCAGGUCUUCACGGCAGAGGACGAAGAUGAAGAGGAUGAUGAGGACGACGAGGAUGAGGAAGACGAAGAGGAUGAGCCAAUGAAGGACGCUGCGCCCGCGAAAGACACUGAGCCACCACGUUUACCACUUGGGACUGUACUGACGUACAUGAGCACGGGUGCGGUGCCAAAGGUUGUGGAUCGAGCCCAGGAAGAGAGAGACAUGCAGGCUGCGUUGAAAAUGCGUCAGGCUCGAACAGCUCAAGCGGAAAUGGACAGAAGAGCGGGAAUUACGCGCUAAUCCGAUUGCCAGGACUAUAAAUGAACCCAGUUAAUAGUUUGACGAGGAUUAGAGUUUCCAGCUGACUUGUAGGAUGACUUGUAAGGAGGCAUAAAAAUGGACAGAUCACUCAAUCCACGUCGAAGCACCACAAGCAGUGCAUUACCUGUGUACACUCAUUAACAGACUGUCACGCUAUGUUAUUCCUCGCUGCUACCUAGCGGCGCUCCUAUCAGCUACUAAUGGG